This is a messenger RNA of Anopheles cruzii, 5934 nucleotides long. RefSeq names its product F-BAR domain only protein 2. NCBI's taxonomy places the organism in Eukaryota, Metazoa, Arthropoda, Insecta, Diptera, Culicidae. The coding region runs from base 86 to 4042 and encodes 1318 amino acids. Gene Ontology annotation, cellular component: clathrin-coated vesicle; cytoplasm; plasma membrane. Gene Ontology annotation, biological process: clathrin-dependent endocytosis; clathrin coat assembly. The transcript has 16 exons. The record is from RefSeq and is a predicted model, not a curated record.
GCAGCCGAAGGGGGGACAAAGAAGGAGCAGACUGCACAGCUUUGAAACCGAUCCAAGGAUUUUCGAUACCGUCGUUCGUGGAUUUAUGUCAAGCAAGAUGACUGUCGAUUUCAACGAUUAUUUUUGGGGAGACAAAAACAGUGGCUAUGAGGUGUUGUACCAAAACAUGAAGUAUGGCCUGUCGGCCACUAAGGAACUGGCGGAUUACUUUCGCGAGCGCUCGAACCUGGAGGAGUACAAUUCGAAGCUGUUGACGAAGCUUGCUAACAAGGCGGGCUCGAGUGGUGGCGGUACAUUUUCGCCACUCUGGAUCAUCCUCAAAUCCACCACCGAACGCCUGUCGGAGUUGCACGCCCAGAAGGUGCAGAAGCUCACGGAGCUGGUCAAAAACGUCACCAAAUACGCCGAAGAUCUACACAAAAAGCAUAAAACGGUGAAGGAUGAAGAGUCGGGUACACAAGACGCCGUACAGGCGAUGAAGGAAUCGACCAAUGCUGUCGCCAAGGCAAAGGACAUCCACAACACACGGCUGCAGGAGGUGGAAAAGGCACGCAAGGAGAGUUCUACCAAAGAGAUAGAGAAGUCGGAGGCCAAGCUGCGCAAGCAUCAGGAUGACUACAAGGCGUUGGUGGAGAAGCAUAACACGAUCAAGCAAGAGUUUGAGAAAAAAAUGACAAUAACCUGCCGGCGUUUUCAAGAAAUGGAAGAAGCUCAUCUAAAGCAAAUGAAAGAGUUCCUGUGCUCGUAUAUGGAUAUCGCGCAGAAUAAUUUCGACUUAGUUGGACAGGUUCAUUCGGAUUUGAAACGUCAAUUCCUGGAGCUAACGGUAGAUAAGCUUUUGGAGCAGUUUGUUCUCAAUAAGUACACUGGUUUGGAAAAACCGGAGUUGAUUGAGCUUGAUUUUGAAAGCGGUACCGGUGGAGCCAGUGCUACCGGCAACAGCCAUCAGUUGCUAGUAAACACCUCGACCGGGCCGAGUAGUAGCUCUCCCGCGCCGUCGUCCUCCGUUGGCGGUGGACUGCUCGAAUCUCCAACGCUGUCGGCCAACAGUGCCACACAGCCGAUCGCUAUCUCAGGUCCACCGAUGAAAAAGGAAAGCCACAUUCGGUCGUGGUUCAGCUCGAGUUCGACGGCAGCUGUGCCGACUAACUCACCGGUUAAUCUGUCCACCUCACCCACGGCAAUUUCGGUAGGUGGUGGCCUCCGUUACGACGGACUCGGUGGUAGCGACGGGCAACAGCAUCAGCAACAACCGCAGCUGCAAAUGUCUUUACACCAUCCGCAACGGGCCAUGUCUCCGAUACCGACUGGAAGCGGCGGGGCGCAAUUAAACGACAGUACAACGACCACGGCGAAUGUAUCCGGAUCCGCACAAAGUACGAGCAAGCAAACAAGUAAAUCGUUCUACGGCGAUCUGUUUUCCUUCAAACAUAGCAAUACCUCCGCUAACCACCAUCAGCCAAACUCGCCCAAUCUGCCAUCUAACGGACAUAACAGCAACAGCGGCAAUAAGCAACAAUCGCCACAAAUGAAACAACCGGAACAAGAAUCUUUACAGCAACAGCAGCAACAUCAGCAGCAACAGCAACAACAGCAACAACAGCAACAACAACAAAAAUCUUCCCGUCGCACUACUUCCCUUCUAAACCUCUUCAUGUCUAACUCUCAGGGAAGUCGCGAUAGCCGCGAUAGUCGCGACUCGACCGCGAGUGGUGCUGGUGGCGGUGGUAUCACGGGUGCCGGAGGUACUGGCGGUGGAGCCAGGAAUUCCAUGUCUUCCACCGGAGGCACUGUUUCCGCCCCGACCAGCCCGAACGAUCUGGAGACCGGCAGCAGCGGAGGAGCUAUCGACCACCACCAUCAACAGCAGCAGCAGCUAGCGUCGUCGACCACGGCCAGUUCGUUUAUGGGCCGGAAUGCUUUGCUGCGAGGCUCGAAAUUUUCUGGAUUCCUGCGUAGCCGGCGAGAGAAGGCCAAAUCAAAGAAAGCCAAAAAGAAGAAGGAUUCAACGGAAAAUUCCGGUGCCAAAGAGGACAAUAUUUUGGACGGUGACAGUAAAGCUGAAACGGGAACUACGGACAGUGCAACGAAUUUGCAGACGACUUCCGCGGUCAGUGCAUCGAACGUAGCUCCAACGGCCACCCCCGAGGUCGAUGAGGACGGUUACAGUAUACAACCGCGAGAAACGACGUGGGACAGUGCCACUAUCACCGAGAAAAGUAAUAACUUCUAUUCCAGUUCGGACAGUGACAGCGAAGACGAGCGAGAGGAACGCAAAAUACACGUCGAAAUUAAGCCACUUAAUAACGGGGCGGCACCAAUCUCGGCCAGUGUCGACGAGUUACGAGCAACGGUUGAAAACCUUUCGCUCUCGCCCAUCGGUAUUCUGACAUCGGCGCGACGUGGCUCAAGUUUCGAUCCCCAGUACCCGGACCGACUGCUGCGUAUGAAACGCUCCAAGUCCGUUUCACAGCAGAUCGGUGACAACAGCAAACCUAGCCACGAUCUGCUGUCGUUAAACCAUUCUAUCUUUCAACAGCAACAGCAACAGCAGCACCACCAACAACACCAGUUACAUCAACAGCAGCAGCAACAACAGCAGCAGCAGCAGCAGCAGCAGCAGCAGCAGCAGCAACAGCAGCAACACGCGCUGCACCACCAACCGUCGAUCGGAAAUGCUUCGCUGCUGAACAACAAUGCGGCGCAUCUAACUAGUCCGAAUGCAUCGAAUGCCUCAACGCCAACCACUGUGCAUCCGUACGCACCGCUCCAAAGUCCAACGUUGUCGAUGUCUACUAGUUCCAACAAUCGAUAUGCCGAUCUGGGAGACAUUUUCUCCGAGGUCGGCGAUAUCAGUGUUUCGGCGCCCGCUUCAGCAAAUCUAACCAAGCUGUCGCAGCGCCAGAUUCCGACGCCGACCUCAACGGGUGGUAGUAGUAUCGCCAUUCCGAGGCCACCGUCCAGAAGAUCUGAAGCAGCGGUUGCUCGCGACCGGGUUAGUCCUGCCUCACAAAUCGCCCGUGCCGACAGUGUCGGUAGCUUGGAGUUCCGUAGCCCAAGCGUCGGUAUCGGUUCGUCCCGCGGUCCGUCUCCAUUGACGAUCGGAAUGUCCGAUACGAUUCCACUAGCAGUUGCAUUCCACGAAAUCAUCCAUGCGUAUUUCAAGGGUGCUGACGAGUCCCGCUGUCAGGUGAAAAUGUCAGGCGACAUGAUGAUAUCCUUUCCGGCCGGUAUCGUCAACGUGCUGACCAACAACCCGAACCCGGCCAAGCUGGGCUUCCGUAUCAAAAACCUACAGAAUCUCGACAACGUGCUGCCGAACAAGCAGCUCAUCUCGAUCGACCGGCUGCAGUCGACCAGCUUUAGCACUACGCUCGAGUUCAACAUGCCAGUAUUGACGGCGAUCUUGCGGCGCCAGUCGGAGCAGAACCCAACCGCACCACACAUCAACGUCGACAUCCUUAAGUAUCAGAUAAAGGCGAAACCGGGCGCCGCUUCCUGUCCGUUCCAGCUCGUUUCGUAUUGGAAGUGCGAACAGCGGCACACGGACAUUAAAAUCGACUACAAGUACAACUGCCACGCAAUGGCGCAAGCGUCGCCACUGCUGAACGUGUCCAUAUCGGUGCCGGUUGAUGGUGGUGUCAAAAAUGUGCAAUCGAAACCACACUCCGCCUGGCAAGGUGAAUCGAGUCGAUUGGUGUGGAACUUUACGGACGUCUCGCAACACUCCGAGAGUGGUGGUGUAGAUACGCUGCGGGCCCGGCUCGAGGUAGGUUCGGGGCCGUCAACACCUGCCAUCAUUUCGUCACAGUUCAACUGCGAGGGUACAACACUGUCCGGAAUUGAGUUCGAGCUUGCUGGUACCGGCUACCGACUGUCGCUGGUCAAGCGUCGGUUUGUAUCAGGAAAGUAUAUCUGCGAAGGCGACGGCAUUCGGACGGCGAAAACUCCUACCCCACCGAACGUGCCCGGCGUCAUGUCUCCAAUACCAUUCGGUACGAGUAAAUCGGCCAACGCUCCGUCUGGCGGUACCACUGGAUAGUAUCGGUUUUUGUAUUACUAAACCAAACGCAAGAUCGUCCAAUCGGCGUCAUUUAUCGGUGAGCAGCAUUGUUGGCCCGGGGGAAGGAUGAUUCUUUUCCUUGUCCGGUGGCCCGCAUGUUGCACAGAACGAAAGUUACCAUCCUUUUUCAAUGUCCGGCAUCAUUGGGUGUGAAUUGCACCGGAACACAGGGGGACGAAUAGGUGGUUUAGUUAUUUAGUACUCAAUACUAGGCUAGACUAACAAGUGAACUAAUGACGGAAUAGUCCAAGGAAGGACACAGAAUCUAUGUGCGGAGGGAAAUGAAACAGAAGAGCGAACAGGAUUCAAAAAUCAGAUUUUGUGAUGAUUGUUAACAUCCGUUUGAAGUACAUAUGGCCGGUUCUCUGUCAAGGCAGUAGUUUAUAACCAUUAUUAUGCUUUAUUGUAUAAGGUGCCUUCCGUUGCGGCUUAUCGUCGCUAGUCCGCGUAGUACUUUCUGGAAGCCCUGUAACUUGUUUACAGCAAUUAAGUGAAACGAACAUCGCCUGACUUUCAGUUGCAAGUUGUGGUUAUUAUCUCUUUUCCAAUACUUCAUACGUGUCGUGUAUGCUUUAAAUAAUAUUAAAUUGUAUUAAUCGUAGGCAGUUGUGUGUAACAAACGCAUCACAAAUUGCGCCUUUUGUUUGUUUUUUUAUGCAUUAAAUGUAUAGUAGUUUAACGGAAAGAAAUCAAAUACAAAGUAGGGCUACAAUUGGUAAAGCGAUAGGAUGAAACGGAGAACUCAUAGAAGGCUUACCAGAAUGCUCAUGCACCCGUUUUUCCGUUACAGUACUAUAUAGCACGCUAGUUCAAAUACUCAGAUUUUGUCCUUUGCCAGGGAACAAAGUUUCCUUCCCAAUCAGCUGACAGGGUUUUUGUUUUUGUUAUACUUGAUGCAGUUGUGUAUUUGCCUUUAAGGGGGCGCAGUUGGUGUGCUCGGUGUGUAACCGACCUGUGUAGAAACCUUAGGCAUAAUCCUCUGUAACCGCUUGUGGCCUCGGGAUGUGUGGACUGUGGUGACGUACCUCUCCAUUUCUGCAAUCCCGAAAAUGUCUGCGUUGAGGAACGGAGAAAAAGAGAUCGAGAAUCUUGGACGUAUGGACUAGCAGUAAAAUUAGAUAAACGUGCAGAGUAACGCUUCAGUGUGGGCGCGCGCAAUAGCUGCAGCAGCAUCAGAGCAGGCGUGAAGAAAGACUCCGUCAAUCCCUUGUGUAAUAUGUGUAGGUUAGGGAAGACGUUUUCUUUUCCGUAUUAUACCUAUACUUCAAAGCGAAACACAUUUCCAGAUAGAAACAGGAAACGUAACAUUCAUUCACAAGUAUCAAACUAUUAAUGAUGCGCACGUGCAGUGGAGACGAAAAUGGAAUAAAAAAAAACUAGACUAAUAGUGAAGGUAAAUAAAUUAUGAAAUGAAACAAAAGUUCGAAGAGGAUUAGAAAAGGGGAAAGAAAUAUUUAGCCUAGAAUUGAAGAAGAAGCAUCACAGAUUAAGUCCAUUCCGUUGCCGACAUCAGAAUGCGAAUGUUGCAAAGAUUCCACAAAAUUAGCAUAAUUCUCUCUUGCUGUUCCUUUAAAAUGCGAAACCUGCCGGAAAAGGCGGUACAAAGUUGGUGUGUUUGAUUGACCAACACAGGUUUGUGUUGACUUUCGGAUCAAGUUAUCCUUGCUUCUGUGUUCCGCCCAUUGCAAUGGCCUCCACUUUCGCCUUUUUUCCGCGUAAACAAUACAGUCGUAAGAUAGGAAACGCGCAGGGCUUUGUCAAUGCUUUAGUUGUUAAUGGUGAUCUUUUCUACCACUUUCUUCACAGCACGAAAUACAUCACAAAAGCACUAGAAACGCAAUAUAUCGAGAGGAACGAGAAGAGUAAAGUGA